Molecule: messenger RNA, 1488 nt
Organism: Tauraco erythrolophus (red-crested turaco)
Lineage: Eukaryota; Metazoa; Chordata; Aves; Musophagiformes; Musophagidae
Source: RefSeq, a predicted model, not a curated record
GAGCUGGCACUGAAGUCCUUGGGGAAUGAGGGGCUGUUUCUCUUUUCUUCUCUGGACACAAACAAUGAUCUGUACCUCAGUCCGGAGGAGUUCAAGCCGAUAGCUGAGAAGCUGACGGGGGUUGCUCCCGUCUCAGAAUUUGAAGAGGAGGAGACGCCUGAUGCAAGCGGGGAGACGUUGUCCCUUGUGGCUAAAUUCCAGCCUUUGGUCAUGGAAACAAUGACGAAGAGCAAAGACGGUUUCUUGGGUAUUUCUCACGUCGCCCUGUCUGGGCUGAGGAACUGGACUGCCCCAGCAGCCCCUAUGAGUGUGAUGCUUGCCAGACAGUUUAAAGCCUUUCUUCCUCCAAAGAACAAACUGGAUCUUGGGGAUCCAUGGUGGAUAAUUCCUAGUGAAUUGAACAUCUUCACUGGCUAUCUUUCCAACAACAGAUUUUACCCUCCACUUCCCAAGGGCAAAGAGAUCAUAAUCCACAAGCUUUUGAGCAUGUUCCACCCACGCCCCUUCGUCAAAACCCGCUUUGCUCCCCAAGGAGCUGUGGCCUGCAUUCAAGCCAUCAGCACCUUCUACUACACCAUAGCGUUCAGGAUCCAUGCUGAGUUCCAGCUGAACGAGCCACCAGACUUCCCUUUCUGGUUUUCCCCAGGCCAGUUCACAGGUCACAUCAUCCUCUCCAAGGAUUCUUCCCAUGUCCGAGAGUUUAAGCUCUUCGUCCCCAACAACAGGUCUCUGAACGUUGAUAUGGAGUGGCUCUACGGGGCGAGUGAAAGCAGCAACAUGGAAGUGGAUAUAGGUUAUCUGCCUCAGAUGGAGCUGGAAUCGACAGGGCCUUCAAUCCCCUCUGUGAUCCACGAUGAGAACGGAAAUGUGAUUGACAGCAGGGAUCCCUCAGGGGAGCCCAUUCAGUUUGUGUUCGAAGACAUAACCUGGCAGCAGGAAAUCCCCUGGGAAGAGGCAGCCCGGAAGCUGGAAGUGGCCAUGUAUCCGUUUAAGAAGGUCUCCUAUCUUCCCUUCACACAAGCUUUUGAGAGAGCAAAAGCAGAGAAGAAGCUGGUGCACUCAAUCCUGCUGUGGGGAGCCCUGGACGACCAGUCCUGCUGAGGUUCGGGGCGAACUCUCCGGGAGACCGUCCUGGAAAGUUCGCCCAUCCUCGCCCUGCUAAACGAGAGCUUCAUUAGCAGCUGGUCACUGGUGAAGGAGCUGGAGGAGCUGCAGACCAACAGAGAGAAUGAGUUCUACAGCAAGCUGGCUGACCUGCACCUGGAGAAAUACAACUUCCCUGUGGAGAUGAUCAUCUGCCUCCCCAACGGCACGGUGGUCCACCAUAUCAAUGCCAACUACUUCCUGGACAUUACUUCGAUGAAGCCUGAAGAUGUUGAAAGUAGCAUCUUUAGUUUCUCAACCAAUUUUGAAGACCCUUCAACUGCAACUUACCUCCAGUUCCUGAAGGAAGGACUGCAAAGAGCAAAACCAUACCUGCAGACCUAA